Messenger RNA from Grus americana (Whooping crane), 312 nucleotides. It is a transcript of the gene C33H19orf53, whose product is annotated as chromosome 33 C19orf53 homolog. NCBI's taxonomy places the organism in Eukaryota, Metazoa, Chordata, Aves, Gruiformes, Gruidae. The transcript is spliced from 3 exons. The record is from RefSeq and is a predicted model, not a curated record. The coding region runs from base 1 to 312 and encodes 103 amino acids.
AUGGCCCAGGGCAGGCCCAAGGCGGCGGCCAAGCGGCCCGGGCGGGCGGUGGCGACCCCGGCCCGGGGGGUGCGGGGGCCGCGGAAGGGAGGCCGGACCAUCGCCCCCAAGAAGCUCCGUCGCCUGGAGGUGGGCAUCCGGAUGAAGAUCGAGCGGGACGCGGUGCAGCGGGCGGGCGCGGGGCUGCCCAAGAAGCUGGCGGUGGUGGCCGCGCCCCCCCCCCCGCCCCCCGCAAGGGCAAAGCCAAGAAGGGCCGGGGCUGAGCCCCCCCCCCCCCCCCCCGGAGCUGUCAGGGGCUCGGCCCGGCUGUAA